Molecule: messenger RNA, 1131 nt
Organism: [Torrubiella] hemipterigena
Lineage: Eukaryota; Fungi; Ascomycota; Sordariomycetes; Hypocreales; Clavicipitaceae
Source: the annotation of a GenBank genome assembly
AGCCAACGCGCUUGUGAAGCCUAGUGAUGCUCUCGUUUUCGCAGCCUCAAGCUCUGCAUUAGCUUUCAGGAGCGAUGCUCUGGUCGCUUUUUUCUCGCGGUUUUCUAAUUCAAUAAAUUUCAUAUUUUGGAGACAAUAUGCGGAAGCUCCUCCUAACUUCGUCACAAGUCUCAGUCUUGGUGACCUCUCUCAUCGUGCUUUCAUGUACGCUCGCCUUGUUCCUUAGCGGCUACGUUAUCCAACAGCGAACUCUUCGAGAUCUUCGAGAAGCAAUCCGACCACGAACACCUCGACCUGCCACAAAACCACAUCUCCCUGAUAGGUUUAAAGGACGUAUCGGAGAACUGGAAGAUGGCACCUUUAUAUUCUUAGAAAGUGAGGCCGAGGAGGAGGCCAGAUAUGGACGAGCGCACGUCGUCGAAAUCAGCAAAUCUGUUUCCGAAUCGACAGAGUCAUCAAGCUCCCGCGCCGGCGCUUCAUCUGAACCCAUACAAGGGAACCCGACACCGAAGCAGCUGGCUAUUCUGGAAGAGAUUACUGCGAAGAUGAAUGAGAAGAAAUGGGCGGUCGAGAACCCGGAUCCGUUUGACCCUAACAUGGUACCAAUGGACGCGGCGGAACGACGACAGAUGAUAAGAGAAGAGAUUCACAGGCUGGCUACUUCGAAUGGGCUAGUAUAUUAUCAUAAGAACCGGCAAUAACGCUUUUGCGGUGGAAUGACGGGACUGAUAUGUCUACCCUAUGGCUUGUUAUUGCUUACGAUAUAUGUUGUAAAUGAGGCUGAUGUAAUUAUUUCUACGACCAUUUGUAACUUAAAAACUUAUUUCUCAUGCUAAAUGUACAUGUAGUCCUAAGAAAUGUAUCCAUUCUUCCAUCAUUCCGGAUGUAUUGCGCCUUGCGUGUAUCAUUUACUAACACGACGCUAUGAACAGUACGUUCUGGGGAGGGUGGCAAAUUACGAAGUUCAUCUCCAUUUGGAUCACAAUUCUGAACAGAACUAAAUCACAAAAAAUGGUAAAAAGUUAAAACCAAGUUUAAAAUACUUUACAAGAGUAGCCAAAAAAAUUGGUAGCUUCUCUUUGAUUACAUGUGUCAUCCUUAGUGCAGGGGCCAUGCUAAUCUUCUCUGUCU